AAUUUUUUUUUUCCAGAAUUUAUAGAUUUCUAUAGCUUUGUGUUAUUAUUUUACUUUGAUUUCAUUUCAGCAAUUCACUUAUCCAUCUUUCCUUUCUACGUUACAAUUGAUACUUUUUGUUUUCUUAAAACUCUAAAUGAAUUAUUUUCUCAAAUUUCAGUCUAGCCUUUAAUUUUUCUAAUUUCCCAUCCUUUUUUUCAUGUUCCCAGUUGCUUGUGCAGAGCACAAAGCAAAAUCUUGUUAGGCCUAUGUAGGACCCCUUUGUUUUGUGACUCCCUUUUUCCCUUUAUGUGCCAGAAGUUAUGAGCAUACUCUAAAUUGUAGGGGUACUGCUUGUACCCUGUUUAAUAUUUCAUUUGCUGAUACAAAAAAUGUCAUGUGCUUGCUCAUUUCUAUUCUAAUUGAUUUUUGUUGUCCAGUAUUUGUUUUACCAGCUAUUUGUGUCACCAUUUUUCUUAAUUUUGAUUCCAAUGCAUGGAGAUCAGGUAGAUAUCAAGAAGUUAGUCUCCCACAUGAGUUCCCUAGCUUGCCUCCAUUCCCAUCUUCUUAUUCAUCUCACAUUUCCCAUAAUUAUAGUGAUUGCUUCCUUACUACCGUGCAACGUCCAACUUAGUUCAUGUUUUAAAUCUUAUAGCAUCUGAUUAAACUAUAGGAUUAAUUAAAAGGAUGAUCUAAGAUUCCAAGACUCCAAGUUCAAGCCUCCCUUUUUAGGCAAGGUAUUUCUUCAACAAGUAGGUCCUAGAUGCUUUGACAUUAAUGUUGCCUUUCAUAUGAGAGAUGAUGCUUCCAGGAUGAUGCGUCAGAAAUGAAUGAUCCAACUCUGUACUGUGUUCCCUCUGUAUUCAUCCUAAGUCACAUCCAAGAUUGCAGCACAAACACUGCUGCUUUACCUAAGAAUGGGCUGACUUGGAAAGCAGCUUCAAGAUCUAACAAAUUGAUGAAAAAUGGUGGUGUUCACAAAUUUGUCGUAGUUGUUGGCUUGCAACUAUAAUCUUCUACCCUCCAAAGAAUGCCCUCUCUGGACAUGGAUUUUCUUUGAGUUUCUCUAGUAACUUCCCUUGAUCAAUUCCCUAAAUCAAGGACAAUUCGAGGAUACAUAUAAAGGUGGAUGGUGUAAAGCUUCGAGGCAGCAUUAUGCACAAAUCAUUUCGAGGAUUCUUGUGUUGUAUCUAUCCAUCCAUCUAGUGUUAAGAAAACUCUUCAUGAACGCAUACAUGAACUGCAUGGAGCUGGGACUUUGGAUGUAACAAGUCAGUGGAGCUUUGAAUAACAGCUGGUGGCUGGUUUUGAUCAACAUUGCAAAAACAGUGCAGAGUGCGUUGCAACAGCAGCAGGAAGGUUAGUAGAGGAGUCAUGGUUCUGCUCCAUGUCAAUUGUGAUUUGGUCUCCAAUUCCUCUCGGUACACAAUCAGCACACUUUAUGAGAUUCCCAAUUUGAUUGGAGAUUUUGACUUCUAGCUUUAUUUGGUGAUGAUUAAUACAUUAGUGAUCCAACAAUUUUAUUCUUGAUGACUUAUUGUUGUGUACAACCUCUAGUGUUUCCUAAAGUAGAGGAAACUUUGUAAUAAUGCUAUUUUUAAAGUGUGUGUGUUUUACGGGAUUAGAUUACGGGAGAUAAGAAUACCAGUUGAAUGUGUUAUAUACGCAAAUUGGUUUUUGAUCCAUGAAUCCCCAAAAGCUAGAAAAGCUUGCUUUUAUCUUUGUGAUACCUUUUCAAAUUCAAGUUAUUAGCUGUGCUGGAUGGACUCUUUGGUGGUAAAUCAUAAUUGAACUUGAGUAUACCUUCAACCCAAACACGACUUUGGGAUUUGAUUCAUAUAUAUAUUUUUGAAUUCAACUGAAUAAAACAUAUGAUUAAUA
This is a messenger RNA of Rubroshorea leprosula, 1860 nucleotides long. The record is from the annotation of a GenBank genome assembly. NCBI's taxonomy places the organism in Eukaryota, Viridiplantae, Streptophyta, Magnoliopsida, Malvales, Dipterocarpaceae.